Numida meleagris (helmeted guineafowl) is the source of this 3740-nucleotide messenger RNA. It is a transcript of the gene TSC22D2, whose product is annotated as TSC22 domain family member 2. The transcript has 4 exons. Bases 138 to 2492 code for a protein of 784 amino acids. Gene Ontology annotation, biological process: regulation of transcription by RNA polymerase II. Lineage: Eukaryota; Metazoa; Chordata; Aves; Galliformes; Numididae. The record is from RefSeq and is a predicted model, not a curated record.
GCGGCCCGCCGCCCGCCGCAGGAAGCCGCCGGAGGAUGUGCGGUAGCGGCCCGGAGCCGGCCCGCGCUCUCUGACGAACCCGCGGAGGGCCGCGCUCCCCCGGCCUGGCCGGCCCGGUCCCUCCGUGCGGGGGCAGCAUGUCCAAGAUGCCGGCCAAGAAGAAGAGCUGCUUCCAGAUCACCAGCGUGACCACGGCGCAGGUGGCCAGCAGCAUUACCGAGGACACAGAGAGCCUGGACGACCCGGAUGAGUCCCGCACCGAGGAUGUGUCGUCUGAAAUUUUUGAUGUUUCCCGAGCCACCGACUACGGCCCCGAGGACGUCUGUGAGCGGAGCUCCUCCGAAGAAACUCUCAACAACGUGGGUGAGGCUGAAACUCCCAGCAGCGUCUCUCCCAACAUCCUCCUGGAUGGGCAGCUGGCCGCAGCUGCGGGCGGGGGGGCUGCUGUGCCGCCAGCGGUGGCCCCCAGUGGGGGGGCCGUACCCAAGAGCUCUGCCGUGCCCCUGCCAGCUGCCGGUGCUGGAGGCGGCGGUGCUCAACCUGCCUUGCCCUCCUCAGGGCCCUCUGCGCCUGGGACAGCGGCUCAGACAGUGGCUGCCGCAUGCAGCUCACGUUUCAGGGUGAUCAAGCUGGAUCACGGUACAGGGGAGCCCUACAGGCGAGGACGAUGGACGUGUAUGGAGUAUUAUGACCGGGACUCUGAUGGCAGUGGUGUCCUGGGCAGGACUGGAGAUUGCAUUAGGCACAGCAGCACCUUUGAGCAGGCUGCUCAAGAGAGAGACAGUGGACUCGGUGCCACAGGAGGUUCCAUCGUGGUCUCGGCUGUGCCGGCAUCGGCACAUGGCCCUGAUUCCAUAGCUGACAGUUCCCUUACUGCUGUGUCACAGCUGCUCCAGACAGAGAAGAUGAACCAGGCCUCUCUACAGCAACCUAAUUUUGUCAUUGGGCAACAGCAGCAGUCGCAACAACCCAUAGGUGGGGCCAUGCCUCAAAGUACUGCUCAGCCUAUGUUCUCUGGGGCUUCGGUAGCAAAUCAGCAAAUAAUGGUGCCACAGCAAUCACAGCCACAGGUAAACACGCAGAGUGUUGCACAGGCUGGACCCAAUGGAAAAGGCAUCGCACCUCCUAAUGUAACGAUGGGCCAGCCAAGCAUUCCUGUGGCACAGCAGCAGGUGCAGCAAGCAAGCGUCCCAGUGACUCAGCCUCAACAAUUUGCUUAUUCUCAGUCCCAGAUUCCACCAGUGCAUCUACUGCCAACGCAACCUUCUGGUCAGUCUGAAUACAUGCAACAUAUGACAAUUAUGCAGCCUCAAGGAGCUAUUCAGCAGGCUCCUGCGGGCUCUGUUCCGAGUACUGCGGCUUCCAACCUGCCUGUGGGACAGGUGACUGGCCCGAGCCCUUCACCUGGGGGAGCACCAGUGAUGGGGGUGCCAGCGCAGCCGGGUGAAGCAGUUGCACAGGGAUCUGGAAUUAUGCAGAGUGGGCAGACGCAAGCUGGUCAGACUGCUGUCCAGCAGCCAGGAGGUGUGGUGCAGCAAGGAAUCGGACAUGCAGGGGUUGUGCAACAGAAAUCUGUGACUCAGCAUCAAAUAAGUGGAAGCAGUCAAGUGUCUGGAAUGCCUGGUGCUCCCCAUGCCGUGGUUUCUGGAGUUCAGAACGUGCCUGCAGUUGUGCCCGGUACAAGCGUGCCUAGUGUGUCUACCACUUCUGUUACUAUGCCAAAUGUCCCUGUUACUCUGGUCCAGUCACAACUGCCUAGCCACACUUCUGUCAGCAGAAGUACCGGCGUUGUCCAGCAGCAGCAACAUGUCGGGCACUCCUUGAUACAAGGCGCACCUAAUGUACCUACAAAUCUGCCACAGUCAAACCUCGGACAGUUUCAGACUCAAGCUCAAUCUGUAGUAGGCCAGAUUGAUGAUACUAGAAGAAAAUCGGAACCCCUACCUCAGCCACCACUUUCUCUUACAGCUGAAAUUAAACCUCUCGUGAAGCCUCCCAUUCCAGACACUCUAGCAAAUCCUCUUCAAUUACCUGCAAGUACUCCUAUGAACAGUCUUGCCAGCUCUGUGUUUGGCAUAUCUAUUCCUGUUGAUGGUGAUGAAGACAGGAAUCCGUCAACCGCAUUCUACCAAGCGUUCCAUUUCAACAAGUUACGUGAGUCAAAGACCUUCUGGGAUAGCGCGUCUGGUGCAAGUGUUGUUGCCAUUGACAACAAAAUAGAACAGGCAAUGGAUCUAGUGAAAAGCCAUUUGAUGUACGCAGUAAGAGAAGAAGUGGAAGUUCUGAAGGAACAAAUAAAAGAAUUAGUCGAAAGAAACUCUUUACUUGAACGCGAGAACGCACUGUUGAAAUCUCUUUCAAGCAACGAUCAGUUAUCCCAACUCUCAACCCAACAGGCCAAUCCCAGUAGCACUUUGCAGGCGCAGACGGUGCCAGCGCAGCCUCCGCCGCCAGCACAACCUCCGCAGCAGCCGAAUGUCUCCUCAGCGUAGAGCUUUCCCGCCUCGUUUCAAAGCAGAAAACCUGAGAGCAGUCUGUCCUCGUGUGCCACUGAUGUUCUUUCCACUUGAUAUGAAAGCGAGUAGCCAUGCUUCUGUCGUGUGUUCGGCCUUCUCAGUAUUAGACAAUCACUCUACCAGAGCUUUCCCUCGCUGCCGUGUGGCGGCGUGCAGCCGGUGCCCGGUGUCGCUGGCGGACGGAGCCGUUGUGUGAGGCCGGGCCGCGCUGCCGCUCCCUGGGCCUCGCAUCCCGGGCAGCGUCCAUUCGCCCUCAGAGCCACUGUUCUUUCCAUAUAAGUAACAUUUGCCUACAUUAGUUUCAUUUAUUUGUUUUAUUUAUUACAGGGCUGCUAUUUUCAUAAUGUCCGUGAACAAUGUCACAGAACUUUUUUUUUUUUAAAUUUUUUUUUAAUAAAUGUGUGUAUCGGUAAAAUGAUCGGUGGGAUUGCGUUCAACAGGUAAAAUGUUUAGGCAAUAAUUGAACAAAAGAAUCCUGGCAUAUUUCUAACACUAAUGGCAAUUCACCCUUGGUAUUUAUUUACGGUAGUGAAGAUCCAGCUUGAAUGUAAAUUUUGUAUAGAGUGUAAGUAUGAAGACCAUAGUGCAUCUGUACAGGUAGUCACCAGUUCUUGUGAUAUAAUAAAUAAUGGAUGGGCUAUUUUGAUGAAGAAAACUUUGCUCAUUUCUGUUUCUACUUUCUAAUAGAGAGAAAUUGCCACGAUUCCUCCGCUUUUUGACAUUUCGUAUAAUUAUUAUUAUUUUUUUUCGGGUGGGAAUAAAAAGCUGUGAAAUUGUUCAACCUCCUUUGUAACCAAAGAAGCCAAGCUGUGUAAUUGAGUUUUUUUUUUUUUUAUUUUAUAAUGCACAUUCUUUAUGUAUUUUUAUUUAGUGUUUCCUCAUUCACACCUUUCUUUGCUGUCUCGCAUGAUCUGCAUGACCUAUACUCUCGGAACCACUCUCGUACCUCAUGUUUUUAUCCAGCACUCUUAUUGUAACGUGUACCAGUCUGUGAACAACGGCGAUAAAGAGGCAGGACAGGCGGCGCGUGGGGCCGCGCUCGUGCGUUGCGCGGGCGGCCGGCGGCGAAGUGAGCCAUCUUUUGUUCAUUGAAAAUGGUGUUUUGAAUUUCGUAUGCAGGAAACGUUUUGUUACAUUGCAGAUUUUAAUGUAUUUAAUAAAUGCGACAUGCAGAUUACGUGCAGUGUAUACUGAGUAUUUAAAUUAAAAUGUACAUUUCAUAAA